AUGUCUGAUUUCGAAACCAAACGCGUGGAACAUGAGACCGCAGAGCUCGAGGCAAAGGGCCAUAUGGGCAGCCAGUCGCAUCACGCCGAAUCUCCAUCGGAAGAAAAGAUAGUCGACGAGAAGCGUCGACCGCUAGACGAAGAGGCCGACCAUGCGCAUGGAGCAAAGGACGACGUUUAUGAUCCUAACAUUCGCGACCCAUUCCCAAUCGAUCCGGAUCUACCAGAAGAGACGCACCAACUGACUUUACGUGCCCUGUUGGUUGGAGCACUGCUCGGAUGUGUCGUUGGCGCGUCGAAUAUCUAUCUCGGAUUGAAGACGGGCUUUACUUUCGGCCCACAGCUCUUUGGUGCUAUUUUCGGCUUCUCGAUCAUCAAAGCAAUGAGCAAGGCGCUUCCAGGAAGCGGGAUCCUGGCCAAGAUGGGACUCGGAGGAUACUUUGGACCCAAGGAAAACGUAACAGUACAAACUGCUGCGACAUCUGCUGGUGGUCUUGGUAUCCUAUUCGUCUCAGCUGUGCCAGCCAUGUACAGGCUCAACCUGCUCUCGCCUGAUCCCAAGUCGGACUUUGGACGCUUGAUCGCGCUCACUGUCGCGUGUGCUUACUUUGGCGUGUUCUUCGUGAUCCCUCUCCGAACAUACUUUAUCAUCCGCCAGCGCCUCGUCUUCCCAACACCCACUGCGACCGCAUUCACUAUCCGCUCUCUGCAUUCUGGUCCACAUGGAGAGCUAGUUGCGAAGAAGAAAUCCAAGGCCCUCGCCGGCUCGCUCUUCUUCUGCUUCGCCUACAAGAUCUUGAACGGUUACCUCCCUGGCAUCUUCCUUGACUGGCACAUCGGAUGGACGCUCUACCAGCUUGGGUGGUCCGAGGCGAUCAAACUCGAAAACUUUGGCUGGAUUAUCGAAUUCACGCCCGCGUUCUUCGGUGCUGGAAUUCUUUCCGGUCUCAAUGCUAGUUGGAGCUUCUUCAUGGGUAGUGUUCUCGCUUGGGGUAUCAUCGCUCCGAGCAUCGUCAAGACUGGUCAGGCAACUGGCGUCGUCAUUGACGAAUCCGUGCCAAAGUACAUUAGCUACUAUAGCAUGCGCUUCACGACCGACGAGAGCGGAACCCGCAAUGCGCCAUCACCUCGCUACUGGCUUCUCUGGCCAGGUGUUUUGAUGAUGUUGGUGUUCUCAUUCUUCGAGAUUGGAAUGUCGUCUCGACAUGCUUUCUGGACUGCUCUCAAGAGCACCCGUGGUGCUGGAGGUGCAUUCAAGCGAAUUUUCGCCAAGCGUGACCCCAAUGCUGUCCGCGACGAGAACGAUCCCGACCCGUCACCACUUGAAGACCGCAUCAAGACGUGGUGGUGGGUCAGCGGUGUCAUCGUCUCUAUCAUUAUUUCAUGUGCUCUCAUGGCUACCCAGUUCAGCGUUGGAGUCGGCGAAACCAUCUUGGCCCUUUUGCUCGGUUUCAUCUUCUCGUUCAUCGGUGUCCAAUCUGCAGGUGACACUGACAUUAACCCCGUGUCUACUUGCGCCAAGGCUUCUCAGCUUGUAUUCGGAGGUGUCAGCAAAGGUCAAGGACUCGGCACAAACCAAGCUCAACUCAUGAACUUGGUCGCUGGUUCCCUCGCUGCUGGAGCAGCCGCUCAAGCCACCGACAUGACCGGAGACCUCAAGACUGGACACCUUCUACGUGCCAAGCCAAAGAACCAGUUUGCGGCUCAGCUGUUCGGCACCACCAUUGCCAUCUUCUUGAGUGCAGGUCUCUUUGUGCUCUUCACCAAGGCUUCUCCCUGCAUUAUCACUGGUGACCUACCAUGCCCAUACGGAGCACCGAGUAUCAGCGCCUGGGCCGCCGUCGCAUUUGCCGUCACGGCUCCCAGCCUGCCCAUCCCCGCAAGCUCUGGCUGGACGGCAAUUGCACUUGCCAUUGUCACUGCGGUUUCCGUCGUCGCCAAGCAUCUCUGGCUCCCUCGCAAGUACUGGGUUUGGUUCCCGAACUGGAACGCCGUCGGUCUCGCCUUUGUCGUCCCGCAGCUUCAGUAUUCUAUUGCCAUGGCCUUUGGAUCGCUGUUCGCCUACAUCUGGGCGAAGAAGGCACCAAAGAACUACGACAUGUACGGAUUCGCCAUUUCGGCAGGCAUGUUGGCUGGCGAGGGACUCGGAGGUGUCAUGCAGGCGUUGUUGAACGUCGCAGGUGUGAUGGGCGAAGGAUACGGUCUCGCUGUUGGAUGUCCACUGAACCAAUUCUGUGGAUAA
Serendipita indica DSM 11827 is the source of this 2241-nucleotide messenger RNA. NCBI's taxonomy places the organism in Eukaryota, Fungi, Basidiomycota, Agaricomycetes, Sebacinales, Serendipitaceae. The record is from the annotation of a GenBank genome assembly.